Messenger RNA from Drosophila innubila, 919 nucleotides. RefSeq names its product antigen 5 like allergen Cul n 1-like. Lineage: Eukaryota; Metazoa; Arthropoda; Insecta; Diptera; Drosophilidae. The coding region runs from base 1 to 849 and encodes 282 amino acids. The record is from RefSeq and is a predicted model, not a curated record. The transcript is spliced from 3 exons.
AUGAAAUGUGAGAAGGUGUUUCAGAUCAAACUACAAUUGAGAACGAAAGUUGAAACUGUAAUUAACAUGAAAUUCUUGGUGGUAUUGGUGUCCUUGGCAGGAAUUGUCGUAGCCAUUGAUUAUUGUGCGCUUCCCACAUGUCUGGACAAGCACAUUGCGUGCAACAACAAAGGAAAUUUCAGCGAGGAUUGUCCCAAGGAUGUGCGUCAGGUUAAAAUAGAAUCCCACCAGAAAUUGAUCCUAUCGCUGUUCAAUGAGCUGCGCAACAACGUGGCGGGAGGCAAGUUUGAAAACCUGCCUAAAGCUGUGCGCAUGGCCAAGAUGUCCUGGUGCGAGGAGCUCACCCACCUGGCGCUGUUCAAUGUGAUGACUUGCCAGUCGCUGCCUGACAAGUGCCGCAGCACUGAACGCUUCGCUUACGCCGGACAAAACAAUGCCGUAUUUAGCUACAGUGGUGCCGAAUCGGAAUACACCGAUGCGGAGAUCAUCAAGGAGCAGAUUGAGAAUUGGUUUGCCGAACGUGCAAACGCAUCGCCCGAAGUCCUGGCCAGCUUUCCCGAAGAGUUGCCCAACAAGAACGUGGCCAAGUUCACCAUUGCCGUGGCUGAGAAGAACACCCAUGUGGGCUGCUCUGCUGUGCGCUUCUCUCGCGAUUUCUACAAUCACUUCGUGCUGACCUGCAACUUUGCCACAUCAAACAUCAUCGGACAGCCGGUGUACACUCCCGGUGAUAAGGCCACUUCCGGUUGCAAGAAUCGCUAUGGCGCCGCCUUUGACUAUCCCAAUCUCUGUUACGCCAAGGAAAUUUACGACAAUGAGAAAAUUGUUCCCGAUAUCAAGCUAUUCUAAUUGUCUACAAUCUGUCUUUAAAAAUACUAAUUAUUUAAUGAUGCUAAUAAAAUGAAGACCCAAUAUCCGA